This is a messenger RNA of Rhododendron vialii, 1365 nucleotides long. Its product is annotated as cytosolic sulfotransferase 15-like. Gene Ontology annotation, molecular function: sulfotransferase activity. Gene Ontology annotation, biological process: sulfation. Bases 178 to 1185 code for a protein of 335 amino acids. The transcript has a single exon. Gene Ontology annotation, cellular component: cytoplasm. The record is from RefSeq and is a predicted model, not a curated record. Lineage: Eukaryota; Viridiplantae; Streptophyta; Magnoliopsida; Ericales; Ericaceae.
GAAUCUUACUUUAUAGACAUCUCAAGCAUACUCUUACACAGUUGGGGCUUCUAUAUAUGGGCUUCCAUAUCAAAGAUAAAACUCAAGAUUAAGAAUUCAGAAUACUUUUGAGGAACCCCUACCGCCUACGAUACCUCUCCACGAGCUUCCGUGGACAGAGUUGAAAGCAGCAGGGAAAUGAUCAAUCCACCGACCAUCACCAAAUCAGAAGCUCAUGAUGAUCAUCAAGAUCACGAGUGCUUUGACGACGGUUCCCUCACCAAACUCCUCGCGUCGCUUCCCAAAGAGAAGGGAUGGUCUAGUCCUCAUCUCUAUCUUUACAAUGGCUUUUGGUGCCCCCCGGCUCAUCUACCGGGAAUUAUUUCUGCCAACCGACACUUCGAAGCCCAGGACACUGACAUUAUACUCUCCACCCUCCCCAAAUCAGGCACCACCUGGUUGAAAGCCUUGGUGUUCGCCAUCACCAGACGACAGCACUAUGCACUUUCCCAACACCCCCUCCUCACUUCCAACCCCCACGACCUCGUGCCUUUUCUCCAUAAUGUCAGCCUUCUCAAUGAUGACCUCCCCAGCUUCCAACCGCCACGGCUGUUUUCUACCCAUCUCCAGUAUUGUUCGCUACACGAGUCAAUCAAGAGCUCUGGAUGUCGCAUUGUUCAUCUUUGUCGCAAUCCCCAUGACACCUUCAUUUCCGGCUGGCACUUCUUCAAAAAGGCCAGGCCCGACGACCUGGGGCCUUUGUCGUUAGAGGAAGCUUUCGACAUGUAUUGUAGGGGUGUUUUUGGUUAUGGGCCCUUUUGGGACCAUGUGUCGGGGUACUGGAAGGAGAGCUUGGAGAGGCCCGACAAGGUGUUGUUUCUGAAGUACGAGGACUUGAAACGCGAUACCCUCGUUCAUGUGAAGACGUUAGCGGCGUUUAUGGGUGUUCCGUUCUCUGCUGAAGAGGAGAGGGAAGGCGUUAUGAAAGAGAUAUCGAGGUUGUGUAGCUUUAGCAAUCUCAAGGAGUUGGAGGUGAACAAGACCGGAAGAUCUACUCCGUUUGUUGAGAAUAAGGCCUUUUUCAGGAGAGGUGAAGUUGGUGAUUCGGUCAAUCAUUUGACACCUGAGAUGGUGGAACGUCUAAACAAGGUGAUUAAAGAAAAGCUGGGUGGUUCUGGCUUGACAUUCAAGAGUACUGGUUUCUGAGAAGAAUACAAAAAAGGGACUUAUGUUCUUAUUCCUAUGCGUUCUGUUGUUUGUUGAGUGAGAUGUACAAUAGUAGAACUGAAUCGUGUAAUCUCCUCUGCUUUCCUUUCAGCUGUAGAGUUUGGAAACCAAAUGACCUUGUCAUAUCAAUCGAUAAUUGGUUAAUAUUCCUUGAAGACC